Messenger RNA from Myxocyprinus asiaticus (Chinese sucker), 2702 nucleotides. RefSeq names its product prion protein, related sequence 3 (gene prnprs3). The transcript has 2 exons. The record is from RefSeq and is a predicted model, not a curated record. Gene Ontology annotation, biological process: protein homooligomerization. The coding region runs from base 105 to 1613 and encodes 502 amino acids. NCBI's taxonomy places the organism in Eukaryota, Metazoa, Chordata, Actinopteri, Cypriniformes, Catostomidae. Gene Ontology annotation, cellular component: membrane.
UCUGUAGAACGCGCACGGCAGUGGAAAGUUUCAUAGUCACUAACGGGUACGCGCAUCCAAGGGACAACAACCACAGGGGAGAACGCGCUGAAAUCAACAGAGAAAUGGGUCGUCUAACCGUACUGUUACUCUUGGCUCUUGUGGUCUCAGUUGUGUCCAAACGAGGUGGAGGUAGUAAAGGUGGAUUCAGCUGGGGCAAAACUGGUGGUAGCUCAAACAAAGGUGGAACCAGCACCGGAAACCGAGGCAGCAGCAGCAGCAGCAAAACUAAAGGCUCACACUCGGCCCCAGGAAAUUACCCUCGCCAACCUCAAGUACCAAAUCAGAAUCCACCCACCUACCCUGGGCGCGGUGGUAACCCAGCGCCAGGUGGAUACCCAGCGCAAGGUAACUACCCAGGGCGUAGUGGUUAUCCAGGACAAGGUGGUUACCCAGCGCAAGGUAGCUACCCAGGUGGAGGGUCAUAUCCAGGCGCAGGUGGUUCUUACCCCAACAGGUACCCUGGACAAGCCGGAGGGUAUGGAAACCCCUACCCAGCUGGAGGCUCUUAUCCAGGGUAUCCAAGCCGAGGGGGUUCCUACCCUGGUGGGGGUGUGGCAGGAGCAGGCUCAUAUCCAGGUGCUGCCCAGUACCCUUACUGGAACCCCAAUAACAAAAUCAUGAGCCCAGGUUACGGUGGCAACUACGGUGCUCAAGGGUACGGUUACGGUGGUGGUAGAUCACCUUUCGCCCAGUCAGUACAGAACAUGGGUAUGGCCCCUUCUUACAAAUCAAAGGGGUUUGGCAGGCAGGCAGUUAUGGCUGCUGGAGUCGGGGCGGUGGCCGGAAUGGCUCUGGGAUAUGGCCUUGGGAGUUUCCCCCGCCCCCAUUUUCAUUUCCACAGCCCGCAGGAGGAAUACUACUAUAAUAACUACAUGUACAAACGUUAUGGCCAAACACCCCCUAAUGGUAAUGUGAAUCAGAAUGGGAACUCUCAAGGUGGCGUGCCAGGUGAUUCUGGUUUAACCUCUGCGGAUCAAAGAAAGGGUAACCCAUAUGACAUCUUCCAGAAUCCUCCACCUCAGUCAUAUGACAACUUCAUGGACAAAUGCAUUAAGAGGACAGACUUGCUGCGACAGGAAAGUAGAUCGAAGAGAUUCAUGGAGUUCUCUGAGCCUGAAGCUACACCAGGUGGUGAACUUUCAGUCGAAGGCGAUAGUCCCAGCGUUGCUCAAGAAGAUGCCAUGAGCAACAACAGUACAGUUGAAAGAGCCACGUCAAAAACCAGUACAGAUGCCCCCUCGUUUGUAACCUCAAAGCUGUCCGAAACACAGAGUCAACCUCAAAGACAGACUCAGGAAAGUGCAGCAGAAGAAGCCAAGGAAGAUGACGAUACCGUGAGCAUUAUGGAGAUUGGCUAUCCUGUGCUAAUUGAGCAAAUGAAGGCACGGCGUUGUGUCGAGCUGUAUAUGGUCUACGCAGAACAAUAUGCGGAAAAACAGGUGCAAGAACGCAGCAACAUCAAUGAUCAAACCAACAGUGGCAGUGGUGACCUGCAUGGACCCCUUGGCCAUGGAGUCAUGCUACUUCUUACUAGCAUUCUGUCUGUUAUCUUUAGUUCCCUGCUACAUUGACAUUACUGGAAAGGGUUGCAGGUGAUGCCAUUGAGGCAGAUGUGUGAAAAUAUUACUGAAAAUGAUCGUGAGCACCCAUCAUAUUUUAUUUUAGGAAUUCAUCUUGGAUGUUUAUAGCGUAUCAAAAAGGUACUCUAGUUUUAAAAAACUACUUGAAGAGUCAACUGAAAGUACCAACACUUGGUUUCCUUUAAUGAGCCACCUAAUAAUUUGACAUCGGCAUUAUUGUUGAUGUCAACACAUUUCAUAGAUAAAACUUUCCAUAAGAGUUGAGAACUUUUACAUACACUGUAUUUUCUUUUUCUGAAAUGACCAGUUGUUCAGUUCCUAUCACUGCCAGUGACAUUGUCGCAUGUGGUUUUGUACACUCUUCUACUGACUUCGCUUCCAAAACAUUAUAUUGCAUGACACUCUAUUAACCCCAGUUUAAACUAAGAGAUGCAUGGUAUUUGGGUUCCGCCUGUUGUUUUACACUGGCAACAGCUAUAGAGACAAACCAGUUUUUUGUAUUACAUGAGAAGGUGGCUUCCAGUUCUGUUCUCAUGACCACACUCCUACUUGUGUAGUAAAUGUUGAAAAUCUUGUGUUAGUUAUUUCUAUUUUUGAUUUUUUUGAACUGUUAACCUAUUGAUCUACUUUCUACUGACACAUUUAUUACUUUUAAGUUAUUAUGAAGUUUUUAAUUGUUUUUUCAUAGCUCUCCACUGUUUGUUUUAUUUAUUUUUUAGUUCAUCUGAAUGAUCAUAUCUGUUUGUUUUCAGCCUAUUACAUAUAAUACAUAUAUACAUGUUCUAUGACACGGAAAAACUUAAAAUUUAGCGCAUCUUGUUACGCUCUACAAAGCUGUACGAGCUUGUUGCUGUGGUUUCUCUAAACAAUUUUGCUAAACACUCAAGUAGAUCAUCAAUUUAGUUUAGCAAUCAUUUACCUAGAUGGACUGUGGCAACCACUGGAUGAACAGCAGGAGGCAAUGCUUAAGGCCUUAUUGUUACUCAGCUGCAUAUGUAAUGUUAUGCUUUUGAGAUGUUGUGAAUGUUUAAGAUUUUUAAAAUGUUGCUAUCACUGAGAGUAAAUUGAUUAUGAACCUUA